UUCCAAUGUGUUACAGAUCGUACGUGCGUCAACAAAACCAGGAAAUGUGAUGGGAUCCCUGACUGCUCAGAUCGAUCCGACGAAAGUGGAUGCAGUCAUAAUUUUUCACACAAAGAUGGCUGCAACCCCGGUCAAUUCAGAUGCGUGAGUAGUGGUCAUUGCAUCAGUGAGAGCAACAAGUGUGACAGCCAGAUGGACUGCGAAGAUGGAAGCGAUGAAGAUGAAAUCUUAUGCAGUUAG
Molecule: messenger RNA, 240 nt
Organism: Helobdella robusta
Lineage: Eukaryota; Metazoa; Annelida; Clitellata; Rhynchobdellida; Glossiphoniidae
Exons: 2
Molecular function (GO): protein binding
Source: RefSeq, a predicted model, not a curated record